AAAAUUGAGUUUUCUAUUAUUUCUUAAUUGAAACAAAACAGGUCAAACGCAAUAAAUUAAUAAAUUUGCCUGUUGCCGUCCAUUUUUUUCCAUACGGGAUCUAAAAAGGACGCUCUAUAUAUCCUAUAAAAUAAUAAAAAUAUAUACGCGAUCAAAAGAGAAGAGAAAUCGAGAAGCACUUGACACUCUGACGCGACUAAAUUCCACUAGCGUUUUCUAGAGUCUUCAGUACUAAACGUUUGCGUCCGGUAGGGCCCUGUGCGCAUGUCUAGAACCUAACCUUACUUCAGCGUGGAGAUGUUUGGCAGCGUCUAUAGAUUGUAGAUUUCUCGUUUUUCCAAUUCAUUUUAUUGUGUUAAAUAAUUUGAUCGAAAUAUUUGAAAAAUUGCACCGCAGGAUUUGGUGGCUCUUGUAAUAAAUUUGGUGGAGGCGCAUCAGGGAACACCCAUACCUGUGUAAACACUGUAAACAGCAGUUGAUUGCUCUCGCAAAACAUGGCACAUUACAAGGGAGCAGCCAGCGAGGCUGGCCGUGCGAUGCAGCUGAUGAAGAAGCGAGAGAUCGCGCAGCAAGAGAUAGAACUGCGAAAGAAGAAAAUCGAGGAUGAUCUGAAGAUUCAUAACAUAGAGAACAAGUUCGCGACUCAUUACAAUGCUGUCGAGCAGCAGUUGAAGACUUCCACGAUCGGCCUGGUCACGUUGAACGAGAUGAAGGCGAAGCAGGAAAACAUAGUGAAGGAACGCGAGAGGAAGCUCGCUCAGAAGGAACGAGAAAGGGAGCAGGAGAAGGAAAGGGCGCUGGCGGCGAAACAGGCGGAGAAGAACAAACAGAAGAGGCAGAUUCAAGCGUUGUCCUUCAAUUUGGACGAAGACGAGGACGAGGACCAGGCUGAGAUUUCCAGUGAAGAUGAUGCGGAAAAAUCGGCGCAAUCGAACGACGCGCAAUGUAAUAACGACCUCGCGAUCAAGAAGAUCAAAAAGAAUCCAGAUGUAGAUACAAGUUUCCUGCCGGAUAGGGAAAGGGAGGAGGAGGAGAACAAACUUAGGGAGGAAUUGAGGCAGGAGUGGGCCACAAAGCAAAAUGUGUUGAAGGAGGAAGAGAUUGAAAUUACAUUCAGUUAUUGGGACGGAUCUGGCCAUCGUCGGAAUGUUAUAAUGAAGAAGGGUAAUUCUAUCUAUCAGCUUCUUCAGAGAUGUCUGGAGGUCCUGAGGCGUGAAUUUAGUGAGCUCAAAACGGUGAUGGCAGAUCAGUUAAUGUAUGUCAAGGAGGAUCUUAUAUUACCGCAUCAUUACACAUUCUACGAUUUUAUCGUGACUAAGGCGCGAGGGAAGAGCGGGCCGUUGUUCACGUUUGACGUUCACGAUGACAUUCGAGUUAUGCACGAUGCUUCUGUCGAGACUGAGGAGUCACACGCUGGAAAAGUCUUGCUUAGAUCAUGGUACGAGAGGAACAAGCACAUUUUUCCGGCGAGUAGAUGGGAACCCUAUGACCCAACGAAAAGUUACGACAAGUAUACAGUGUCGGAUAAAAAUAGAAAGAAAGAUAAGAUCUGAUAAAUUUAAAUUCAAUGACUUGUUCAACUUCGUUUCAAGAAUUCGAAUUUAAGAGACAUUGUAAAAUAUAAUGCUGUCGAAUAGCUUUGCUUCAUCGUGCAAUUGAUUCACUACAAGACAGAUUGUAAUAUAAAUAUUGUAUAUUAUAUUGUAGCCAUAUGUAUUUUUUUAACUGUGAUUUUAAUUCGUUUAAUUAUACGAUAGUAAUAUUUAAUUCAUUUACUCGAUUAUAUUCAACUAGAUAAUUAAGAUACGAAAAGGAAGAUUUACGAAACUUUGGGAAAAAAAUAAAGAAAAUAUUAAUAUUUA
This is a messenger RNA of Wasmannia auropunctata (little fire ant), 1862 nucleotides long. Its product is annotated as protein FAM50 homolog. Bases 495 to 1553 code for a protein of 352 amino acids. Gene Ontology annotation, cellular component: nucleus. The transcript is spliced from 5 exons. The record is from RefSeq and is a predicted model, not a curated record. NCBI's taxonomy places the organism in Eukaryota, Metazoa, Arthropoda, Insecta, Hymenoptera, Formicidae. Gene Ontology annotation, biological process: chromatin organization.